Lagopus muta (rock ptarmigan) is the source of this 2889-nucleotide messenger RNA. It is a transcript of the gene SPATA20, whose product is annotated as spermatogenesis associated 20. The coding region runs from base 89 to 2434 and encodes 781 amino acids. The transcript has 16 exons. Gene Ontology annotation, biological process: carbohydrate metabolic process. Lineage: Eukaryota; Metazoa; Chordata; Aves; Galliformes; Phasianidae. The record is from RefSeq and is a predicted model, not a curated record.
CCCGCGCGGGGCGGGCUCGGCUCGGCUCGGCUCGGGGGCGGCCCCAGGAGCGCAGUUUGGUGCCCGGCUCCGCCCCUCCCCCGCCGCCAUGUUCGCGGUGCCGCUGCGCAGGGCCCGCAGGCCGUUCUUCCUAGCGGGCAGCAUGGCCAUGGCCACGGCCGGGAGGAGCAGCCCGGCCCGCCCCGCCAACCGGCUCAUCUACGAGAAGUCCCCGUACCUGCAGCAGCACGCCCACAACCCUGUGGACUGGUACCCGUGGGGUCAGGAAGCCUUUGAUAAAGCAAAGCAGGAGAACAAGCUGAUCUUCCUGUCAGUCGGGUACUCCACCUGCCACUGGUGCCAUGUGAUGGAGGAGGAGUCCUUCAAGAACGAGGAGAUCGGUGAGAUCAUGAGCAAGAACUUCGUGUGCAUCAAGGUGGACCGUGAGGAGCGGCCGGACGUGGACAAAGUGUACAUGACCUUCGUGCAGGCCACCAGUGGCGGCGGGGGGUGGCCGAUGAGCGUCUGGCUGACUCCGGACCUCAAGCCCUUUGUUGGGGGCACGUAUUUCCCCCCUGAGGACAGCGCUCAUCAUGUGGGCUUCCGGACUGUGCUGCUCCGCAUCGCAGAGCAGUGGAGGCAGAACCAGGAGGCCCUGCUGCAGAGCAGCCAGAGGAUCCUGGAAGCGCUGCACUCCCUGUCCCGGGUCGGCACACAGCAGGCAGCCCCCCCGGCCCUGGAGGUGCUGACCACCUGCUUCCAGCAGCUCUCCGGCUCCUACGACGAGGAGUAUGGCGGCUUCUCACAGAGCCCCAAGUUCCCCACACCAGUGAAUUUGAAUUUCCUCUUCACCUACUGGGCUCUGCACAGAACAACCCCAGAAGGGGCCCGUGCCCUGCAGAUGUCUCUGCACACUCUCAAGAUGAUGGCACAUGGGGGCAUUCACGAUCACAUUGGUCAGGGCUUCCAUCGCUACUCCACUGACCAACACUGGCACGUCCCACACUUUGAGAAGAUGCUGUAUGACCAGGGGCAGCUGGCAGUUGUGUACAGCAGAGCCUUCCAGAUCUCUGGCGAUGAGUUCUUUGCCGACGUUGCCGCUGACAUCCUGCUGUACGCCUCGCGGGACCUGGGCAGCCAGACCGGAGGCUUUUACAGUGCAGAGGAUGCAGAUUCCUACCCGACGGCCACUUCCAGCAAGAAGCAGGAAGGAGCUUUUUGUGUGUGGGCAGCCGAGGAGGUCCGGGCUCUGCUCCCUGACCCGGUGGAGGGGGCUGCAGAGGGCACAACCCUGGGAGAUGUCUUCAUGCACCACUACGGGGUGAAGGAGGACGGCAACGUGAGCCCCAGGAAGGAUCCCCAUAAGGAGCUGCAGGGCAAGAAUGUCCUCAUUGUCCGUUCCUCCCCGGAGCUGACAGCCGCGCGCUUUGGGCUGCAGCCGGGGCAGCUGAGUGCUGUGCUGCAGGAGGGCAGGCACAGGCUGCAGGCAGCCCGGGCACAGCGCCCACGGCCCCACCUGGACACCAAGAUGCUGGCCUCGUGGAACGGACUGAUGAUCUCAGGCUUUGCCCAGGCUGGAGCAGUGCUGGCCAAGCAGGAGUACGUGAGCCGGGCAGCGCAGGCAGCUGGCUUUGUGCGCAGGCACCUCGUGGAGCCAGGCAGCGGCAGGCUGCUGCGGAGCUGCUACCGUGGCGAGGCUGAUGUGGUGGAGCAGAGACAGCAGUGCGGAGAGUUUCCCCCAGCCUGCCCUGCUGGGCUGCAGACACUGGUGUCUGUCCCCGCCUGCUGUUGCAGUGCUGCUCCCAUUCAUGGAUUCCUGGAGGAUUACGUCUUCAUCAUCCAGGGUCUCUUUGACCUCUAUGAAGCUUCGCUGGACCAGAGCUGGCUGGAGUGGGCCCUGCAGCUCCAGCACACACAAGACAAGCUCUUCUGGGACCCCAAAGGCUUUGCGUACUUCUCCAGUGAGGCUGGUGACCCCUCACUGCUGCUGCGCCUGAAGGAUGACCAGGAUGGAGCAGAGCCCGCUGCCAACUCCGUCACUGUCACAAACCUGCUCCGAGCAGCCUCGUACUCUGGCCACAUGGAGUGGGUGGAAAAAGCUGGGCAGAUCCUGGCUGCCUUCUCUGAGAGGCUGCAGAAGAUCCCACUGGCCCUGCCAGAAAUGGCCCGGGCCACUGCCAUGUUCCAUCACACCCUCAAACAGGUGGUGAUCUGUGGGGACCCCCAAGGAGAAGACACCAAAGAGAUGCUUCGCUGCGUGCACUCCACCUUCAUCCCCAACAAGGUGCUGAUGCUCGCAGAUGGAGACCGUGCCGGAUUCCUCUACCGCCAGCUGCCAUUCCUUUCUUCCCUGGAGAGGAAGGAGGGCAAAGCCACUGCUUAUGUCUGCAGCAACUUCACCUGCUCCCUGCCUGUCACCUCACCUCGUGCACUGCAGGAGCUGCUCCGCGCCUGAGCCCCGGUGUCCCACCAGGAGGGAUGGGGGGCUGGUGCUGACCUCGGAGCUCAGCAUGAGUCCUGGCACCCCGAACCCCCGUGGUGCCAUAGGGAGCUGCAUGGCCCUGCUGGUGCCCCCCCUACACCUGUGCUCAUCAAUUGACUCUUCUUGCAGAGGGAAGAGAAAGCAAACACAAAUCCCAGUGUUAACACAGCAGUCGGAUGCAAGAACUAUUUAAGGUUCCUAUAGCAACCCAGGAUAACUGCUGAACGCUCCUGGGUGAGAUCAGGGUGAAAUGCCUCUGGAAGUGUUCCUGUGGAUGGCCGUGGUACUUUUCCAUGGCAGGGCAGUCUGUAAUGUCCAUCAGUUACAUUGGGGCAUGCAGAGCCUGCUGCUCCCACUGCUGCACGAGACCAAACCCGAGCACUUCCAACACGACUCUGCGCUUUGUGAAGGAUGGAGGCACGGCACGG